This is a messenger RNA of Drosophila takahashii, 1467 nucleotides long. It is a transcript of the gene Rad23, whose product is annotated as UV excision repair protein Rad23. Gene Ontology annotation, cellular component: nucleoplasm; cytosol. The record is from RefSeq and is a predicted model, not a curated record. Gene Ontology annotation, biological process: proteasome-mediated ubiquitin-dependent protein catabolic process; nucleotide-excision repair. Gene Ontology annotation, molecular function: polyubiquitin modification-dependent protein binding; ubiquitin binding; damaged DNA binding. Lineage: Eukaryota; Metazoa; Arthropoda; Insecta; Diptera; Drosophilidae.
UUAAUUUGUCAGUCCAAGUGCGGUCACUCUAAUGACAAAUCAUUUUUGCGCGAAGUAAACCUGAGUUAAAAGUCUACAUAUGUUUAUGUACCUUUAAUUAAGAUUCUUUUCAUCUAAAUCACAACAUGAUUAUUACAAUAAAAAACCUUCAACAGCAAACUUUUACCAUUGAGUUUGCUCCGGAAAAAACGGUUUUGGAACUGAAGAAAAAAAUAUUCGACGAACGCGGCGCUGAGUAUGUUGCCGAAAAGCAGAAACUGAUAUAUGCUGGCGUCAUAUUGACCGAUGAGCGUACCGUUGGUUCAUACAAUGUUGAUGAAAAAAAGUUCAUAGUAGUGAUGUUGACACGCGAUUCAUCCGGCUCAAAGCCUAGUCAAAAUCGGCCGAAGGAAACUGACAAAUUGACAAGCGCCAACGAUUUAAAGGAUUCAAAGGCUCCCGAAAAUACUAAAGCUAGUAAUUCCCCUGCGACUGCGAAUACGGAGGUGCAGUCAUCAGAUGUAGCAAGUGAAACAGCAGUUACAGUUUCAAGACCUAUAUCCAGUAACGACUUAAUCGGCGAGUUGGCCAAUGCUUCCUUACAAUCUCGCGCAGAAUCUAACUUGAUAAUGGGUGACGAGUACAACCAAACUGUUCUGUCAAUGGUGGAAAUGGGUUACCCACGCGAGCAGGUGGAACGUGCGAUGGCCGCCAGCUACAACAACCCGGAAAGAGCCGUUGAGUACCUCAUUAAUGGCAUACCCGUUGAGGAGGAAGCUAUAUAUAAUGUUGUAGAUGAAUCCACAAAUCCUAGCGUAGUCCCUUCCGGACCUCAAACUGUGUCCGGAUCAUCUGUCGAUCGUCCGCCCGAAUCUAAUUCAGAUCCCUUUGAAUUUUUACGUAGCCAACCGCAGUUUCUUCAAAUGCGUUCUUUAAUAUAUCAAAACCCUCACCUUUUGCAUGCAGUAUUGCAGCAGAUUGGUCAGACAAACCCAGCUCUUUUACAACUUAUUUCGGAGAACCAGGAUGCUUUCCUAAACAUGUUAAAUCAACCAAUUGAAAGCGAAUCGGAAUCGAAUGACACAGUACCACGCGCUUCAACUGUUCGUACGGAGUCAAAUCCAGCGGAUAUAGAAAGCCUCUUUUCAUCAGAACUGGAAGGAGCCGUUGCAGCGCAAAGAUCAACUGCUGGUACAAGUGUGGUACAAAGAGAUAACGCAGCGGAAAUUGAAGAUUUGGAGCAACCUUCUGGAGUUUCAACCAUUCGUCUGAACCGCCAGGACCAGGACGCAAUAGAACGGCUGAAAGCACUCGGAUUCCCAGAGGCACUUGUACUGCAAGCUUACUUCGCCUGUGAAAAGGAUGAGGAACUAGCAGCUAAUUUCUUGCUUUCUUCUAGCUUUGAUGAUUAGGUUGGUCAAAUGUAAAAAGUUAUGCUUAUACUAUAUACCGAAAUCGUUACGAAUAAAAUUAGAUGUUCUAAAACCA